GCGCGUGCGCCGGGUGAAAGGCCGCGCGUCAGGCGGGAAGGGGGGCGGGGCCUGCUCACGCACGCUGGCGCGGUUGGUCGGCGCGGCCUGAGGCCCAUGUGGAGCGGGAGCUGCAGUAGCCGGAUCUCGGGGCAGCCAUGAAGGGUAGCCGGAUCGAGCUGGGCGACGUGACGCCACACAACAUUAAGCAGCUGAAGCGGUUAAACCAGGUCAUCUUUCCCGUCAGCUACAACGACAAGUUCUACAAGGAUGUGCUAGAAGUCGGCGAGCUCGCCAAGCUGGCUUAUUUCAAUGACAUUGCCGUGGGCGCCGUGUGCUGUCGAGUGGAUCACUCUCAGAACCAGAAGAGGCUGUACAUCAUGACGCUCGGAUGCCUGGCCCCUUACCGAAGGUUGGGGAUAGGAACUAAAAUGUUGAAUCAUGUGUUAAACAUCUGUGAAAAAGAUGGCACUUUUGACAAUAUCUAUCUACAUGUCCAGAUUAGCAACGAGUCUGCCAUUGACUUCUACAGAAAGUUUGGCUUCGAGAUCAUCGAGACAAAGAAGAAUUACUACAAGAGGAUAGAACCAGCGGACGCCCACGUGCUGCAGAAAAACCUCAAGGUCCCCUGCCUUGGCCAGAACACAGACGUGCAAAAGGCCGACAACUGAACACACACAAAAAAGCCCAGCGAACACUUUUGUGCACUUGCUUGUCACCAAAUAAGGAAAGAGCGGCCUGUUCUCCCCCCCCCCUGCCCCCUUUCUCCUAAUGUGUGUUGUGUCCUCUCCAACAAAUUAGUAACUUCCCGAGGAUUGUCCAAUUGCGUGUUUGGGUUUUACAGCUCUACUGUUUUGCAUUAUUUUUUGGGGGGAGUGUGGAUUUCUGGUUGUGGGGCGGGGAGGGGGCCUUCAGUCGGUCUUCCAGAAGUCAGGGUUCCCCCCCACCCCCGUGCGUGUGAUCCUCCUUAUUGACGGGCAAAGUUUAAGCAAUACCUUGCAUCCAGAUUCCUAGUAACCAUGCGUCCUUUAAAAAUAUAUAUAUCUCUGGAGGCUGACGCCCUCUAAAAUACUGAACGUUGCUUAGAAGUCCUCCGGCCCCAUUUGCCUCUCCGUGGAUUGCUCUCUCAGCUGAUCCGCAGUGUUUCGAGUUGCCGCUUUCUCCGUUGUAUGCCGAGAGGGGCAGUGACAACCAAGAAGAUCCAUCUUGCCGAGUGUUUUGAUCUUUUUUUUUUUUUUGGUGGGGGGUGUGUGUUGCCAGCCGGGGCAGCGUUCCUUGGACUCUUGUAGGCGAGGACUCCAAGUUGGCUGUACCAUCUCCCAUUUUUCUCCUGCUCCUUAUUGGCGCCACAGUGGCAGAAAGAGAGGGGGGGGGAAGAAACCUUGGCAGAGGAGCCAGGCAAUUUUAAGACUGGCGACGAAGAUCGGCACGUGACGCUUCUCGGAAACGGUUCUGCCGGUUCGGACUCCACUUGCUUACUGAGAUUGUACUCUUAAAACAGAGGAUGGUUAAAACUGCCCCACCCCCUGCUGUUCUGAAGGCUCGGCCACCCCUCUUAACAUCUUAAAGGGGAGGCUUAUAAGACGCCGGUCGAGAGCGGCUUAUUGGAAAAACGUUGUAAGGAUUCGGAAAAUAUUCCUCCUAUUGUAAUGUCUGCGGGCUCCUUUACCGAGCUCUCGCUUUGUAUCGUUUAUGCUUUUUGUUUGCGAUUUUCAUUUUGAGCUUAUAGUGAUCAGUACGGCCGUCGCCAGCUUAAUCUUACGACUUUUUCUCCUUGUUUGGAGGGGGCGGGGUGGAAUGUACCGAAAGGAGAAACGACAAAUCUGCCCCAUCACCUAAAUCAACAUUAAACUGUAUUACUUUCC
Messenger RNA from Heteronotia binoei (common prickly gecko), 1844 nucleotides. It is a transcript of the gene NAA50, whose product is annotated as N-alpha-acetyltransferase 50, NatE catalytic subunit. The transcript is spliced from 5 exons. Gene Ontology annotation, molecular function: acyltransferase activity, transferring groups other than amino-acyl groups. The coding region runs from base 138 to 650 and encodes 170 amino acids. Gene Ontology annotation, biological process: mitotic sister chromatid cohesion. Gene Ontology annotation, cellular component: NatA complex. The record is from RefSeq and is a predicted model, not a curated record. Lineage: Eukaryota; Metazoa; Chordata; Lepidosauria; Squamata; Gekkonidae.